CGUGUUGUUCAGCGAAUUUUGUAUUCAAUUUUUACUGCAUUUGAAAAUCAGUCAUGGUUAAAGUACAAAAACCGCUGCCAAAAUCUCUAAAGAAGAAAACGAAAGAUGACGGCGUUUCUAAGGAAAAACAAAAGGUUAACAAAACCAAACUUACAGCAAAGGCAAAACAAUCUGCCGCAAUUACAGUUGACGGCAAAAACAUGAAAACCAUUCUGGAGGGAACAAAAUCCAAAGCAAUUGAAGCCAAGCUCAAAGAAGUCAAGCUGCCGCAAAAGUCGAAGCCAGCCAAGAAGCCGUUGGUUUUGGCACCACCAGAAUCGCCGGUUGCUCCAGAAGUAGCCAAAAAGGCGGUGCCGGCGGCUGCCCCCAAAAUGACAAAAACACUUAAAAUUAAGAAGAACGAAAAGGAACCGAUAUUGAAAUCCGUGGAGAAGCCGAAGCCUAAAACACAAGCGGCAAUUAACAGGAAACCCGAAAAGCAAGAUAAUAAGUCUGCUGCAUCAACUACAAGGAGUUCUAAGAAGCAGCCACCGUUGGCAAAAGAACCAAAAGUAGCAAUAAAGAAACUCGGCGAAAAGAAAAAGGCUAAACUGACUAACAAAAAACUGUCAAAGGCUGUAAAAAAUAAAAAUGUGAAAGAAAUGGGUGCGAAAAAAACAAUUGCCGCGAAAAAGAAGGCACAGAAAGACGUGGAGCUAAACUAUGAGUUAAAUCCGUUUGACGAGGAUAAAUUUCAUGAAAUUGUCAGCGAAUCAAAUGUGCAGAAGGUGUGCUCUGCGCUGAUGAGCCAGGUGGCCGAGGAGGUGAAAAACCACAAAGCAAAGCCCAUUUUCAGCGACUACCGCUACAUGCUACAGGUGUGCUGCUAUAAGAUACCCAGCUGCCCGAAGCGAGUAGCAAAGCUGGCGCUGAAGCACUCGCUAGUCGGUGCCGAGGAUGACGUUGCCCUGAUUGUGACUGACCUGCAGCGCGGAGCGCGCUGUGACUAUGAGCCCACCGUGCAACACUAUGAGGAUUUGUUGCGGGAGCACGGCGUCAAGCAGCGUUUAACGGUAGUGCCGUUUAAUCGCUUACGCAACGAUAUGGGCACUUUUGAGGCUAAGCGCAAGUUCCUGAAUAGCUAUGACUACUUACUCUGCGACGGACGCAUAUCCGGCCAGGCUAGCGCUUUUCUCGGCAAGGCUACACAGAAGCCCCGUAAUGUGCUGCACGCGGUUCGCCUGAGCAAAGAAGACCAGUUGCCGAAGGAGAUUUCGCGCGCUCUCUGCCGGACUGCUUACAGACAGCUGCGGAAGGGUGAUCUAACGACCAUACCAGUGGGCAAUCAUGAGCACAGCGGCCAAGAGCUUACAGAGAACAUUCUGUUCGUCAUCCAGCAGCUGCAGCAACAGUACCCUGGCGGGUUGGCCAACAUACGCUCGAUGUAUUUAAAGAUUGAUAUUGUCGGAACAACGGCGCUGCCCUUAUACAUCAGCAUGUGUGCGCCGCCCGCGGACACGCCGUACGUAGUUGGUCCACGCGAGCAGCGGAUGCUUAAGUUGAAGAAACAGGCGAAUGAGGUGCUAACUAAGUUCGCAUUAACCAAGGACGUUGGCUUCGUCAAGUUAACUUCGGAUCAGGUGAAGCGCAAGGCAGAGCUUCGCGAGAAGCGAAAUGCUCUAAAAGCGGCGGAUUCAAAGGAAGUGGUUGACGAGAACAUUGCCGAGGAGACCGAUGUGCCGCCAAAAAAAGUACGCAAAACUUCGGCACUGAAAAAGGUCAAAGUAGCUAACGAAUCUGAUGACCAAAAUAAGAAAUAAGAAAGGAAGGAAGAACGAUGAGGAAAAUCAAGACAAUUAGCUGAAGAUUCAGUGCUUUUUAUUUGUCUUAAUUUUUUUUAUUUUUGAUAUACAAGCUACAUAAUGUACUGUUUACAUAAUUGGAUGCGUUUUAAGUAAUAAAGAAUUAGUUGAUGUAAGGAGGCUG
This is a messenger RNA of Drosophila novamexicana, 1965 nucleotides long. Its product is annotated as ribosomal L1 domain-containing protein CG13096. Lineage: Eukaryota; Metazoa; Arthropoda; Insecta; Diptera; Drosophilidae. Bases 54 to 1799 code for a protein of 581 amino acids. The record is from RefSeq and is a predicted model, not a curated record. The transcript is spliced from 2 exons.